Messenger RNA from Piliocolobus tephrosceles (Ugandan red Colobus), 1228 nucleotides. RefSeq names its product telomere length and silencing protein 1 homolog. Lineage: Eukaryota; Metazoa; Chordata; Mammalia; Primates; Cercopithecidae. The annotation marks the transcript as partial. The record is from RefSeq and is a predicted model, not a curated record. The transcript has 3 exons. Gene Ontology annotation, cellular component: spliceosomal complex. Gene Ontology annotation, biological process: mRNA splicing, via spliceosome.
UGGUGUGGUUUCUUUCUCUCCAUAGUGCUAAAAUUAAAAAUAUAAUUUCCACGGAGGAUGCCAAGGCCCGUCUGCUGGCAGAGCAGCAGAAUAAGAAGAAAGACAGCGAGACCUCCUUCGUGCCUACCAACAUGGCUGUGAAUUACGUGCAGCACAACAGAUUUUAUCAUGAAGAGCUCAAUGCACCCAUACGGAGAAACAAAGAAGAGCCCAAGGCCCGGCCCUUGAGAGUAGGCGACACGGAGAAGCCAGAGCCUGAACGGUCCCCUCCUAACCGCAAGCGUCCUGCUAACGAGAAGGCAACUGAUGACUAUCAUUAUGAGAAGUUCAAGAAAAUGAAUAGGCGGUACUGAGCUGUGCAGAGUGGGAUGUAAAUAGCGCCUUCCUCUCCCUAUAUCCCUCCCAUGAAACAUGGCUUCCUGGCCGGGCAUGGUGGCUCAGGCCUGUAAUCCCAGCACUUUGGGAGGCCAAGGUGGGCAGAUCACCUGAGGUCAGGAGUUUGAGACCAGCCUGACAAACAUGGAGAAACCCUGUCUCUACUAAAAAUACAAAAAAGUUAGCCGGGCGUGGUGGCACAUGCCUGUAGUCCCGGCUACUCGGGAAGCUGAGGCAGGAGAAUCACUUGAACCCGAGAGGCAGAGGUUGCGGUGAGCCGAGAUUGCACCAUUGCACUCUAGCCUGAGCAACAAGAGCGAAACUGUCUCAAAAAGAAAAGAAAAAUGGCUUCCUGGACAGAGCAUGCUCAUUUGCUAGUGAACAGUUCCAGAAACAGGCCUUAUUAGUCCUUCUGUUUACCUGCUGGAUUUUUCAGGCACUAAAUUUAUAACUUUUUGAAACGAAACAAUGUGUAAUUUUCCAUUUGGGGGCAAACUCUAUUCUUGUGAGCAUUAUUAAAUCUUGUUUGUAAAUAUAUUGUCUUUCUCUUAGUAUUUGCUCUGGGUCAGGAAGAAACUGUUCACGGUGUGAUAAUACCCUUUAGAUUGUGCUUUCCUUAUUAUAGAUGUAUCAUGUCUUCUGCUUUCACAUAUCUGGGAUGGGGUCAGAAAUGCAUCCUCCAUUGAUUAGAGUGGGUCCAACUGACAGAAAAAUCUAGGAUGAGAUCAGAAGGAUACUGGUGUUUUCUGACUUUUACAAAAUUACUUGUUUGUUUUCAUUAAAAAAGAAAAAGCAUAAACUAUGUUUCUUAUUACUAUUAGAAUUUAAUUAUUAAAUUUCAAAAUGAAUCCAA